CACCGACCCUGUUUAUGUUGGACGCGUUCGAGCCCCGCCCCUGCAGGACGCACUGAUAUCACGCAGUUGCGUAAUUUGACGAAGCCAAGCGCAACACAAAAAAAAAAAAAAAAAAAAAAUGGGGAGAAUGAAGGUUUGACAGCCGGCUCGUUCAGCUCCACGAAAGAAAACCCCCACAUAUAUGCUUAAUACUUAAUUUGCGAGUGCUAUAUUUCGGGCAGCUCCUCCGGUUCCUGAUGUCCGCCGCCGCCGUGAGGAGCCUCGGUUGGGUCUCUGCGGGGCAGGACGACCGAGUGAGACGCGACGAUCCCGGACAAGUGCUCGGUCGCACCAGGGAUGCCGUCCCGGGAGCUUCCUCUUUCCACGAUUAUAAUCCGUUUAAGUCAGAGAUGGACAGCUACCUGUCUCCACACCAGCAGUACACGGCAAACUCCAAAAUGCUGUGCAGGGACACAGGGACCCUGAUGCAAGAGCCGCCUUUUGCAGAGGACUUUGGCCCCCCGUACAGCGUCAACAUGAGCCUGCUCCUUCCCGACGUCACGUACCUGCACCCGGGUCUCUGCAGGACUGUGAGGCAGAUCAAAACGGAGCCUUCGCACUCUCUGAUGCCGCCCAGCUGUCAGGGCAAUGGAGGGCCGCCGCCACCCACGACACUCCCAGAGUACCCGGGGGGGUUCGGUGCAGCCGACGCAGCGAGCGGUAGAUUUUUCAUCAAACAGGAAGUGCCAGAUUUCCAGGAUGUGCCCCUGUUCCAGCUUCUGAACUCUGACUUGGAGCAGCUUGUUCAUGGGUCCCAGCUGAGCUCCGCCCCCGUGGCCCCUUUGAGUCUUCCAAACGUCAACUCGGGCCCCGCGCAGAGUCCCGCCAAAACCACGAGCAGACCUCAGCGGGACUGUUUGCCAUUUAACCCGCACCCGGGCCAUCAGCAGAGACGGACCUAUCUGCCGCCUUCCCCGCCAAACUCCGACCCCCCCAGUCCGGACAGAAGGAAGGACCCCCUUCACAAUCUGUCCCCGCCUCCCUCCUACCAUGCCAGCGUCGCCUCCAAGUUAACUUUUCAGGCCCGUCACAAUCCCACUCAAGCUCCAAUCCAAAACCCAGACCAGAAUUCCAACGUCGGAUUAGUCCAAAGCCCGGGUCCCGAGCCAGUCGGGCACUCAAGCCUGACGCCAGGUGUGGGCCCGCUGUCCCCGGUGUUGGCCCAGCCGGCUUCCAUUCAGUACAACAGAAGGAAUAAUCCGGAUCUGGAGAGACGGCGGAUUCACCACUGUGAUGUUCCAGGCUGCAGGAAAGUAUACACCAAGUCUUCUCAUCUAAAAGCCCAUUUGCGGACCCACACAGGAGAGAAACCGUACCAGUGCUCCUGGGAGGGAUGCGAGUGGCGCUUCGCCCGCUCCGACGAGCUGACUCGCCACUUCAGGAAACACACCGGGGUGAAGCCUUUCCAGUGCGCCGCGUGCAACCGCUGCUUCUCCCGCUCCGAUCACCUGGCCCUCCACAUGAAGAGACAUCAGAACUAGAAACCCCUGCAAAACCACCCACGAUCUUUUUCUUUUUCUUUCUCAAGAACAGGAACUUGCAAAUCAGCAUCAAACAAAAUUCAAAACUGUGGAUUAAUUCACUCACUCCCCCAGUGGGGACAUUUGUAGCAGUGCUGGCCCACAACUAAUUGUUUCCUGUAUUGUAAAAAGAUUAAAUGGGGCCGUUGACUUAUUUUAUUUCCACAUGUGUGCCCCGAUAUCAGGGGACAUUUGCAAAGAUGUCAGUCAAAAAAAUCACUAGCCCAAUGUAACACUAAAAUAAUUUCAUGCAUUGCGAAGUACGCUGACAACUUCAAAUGCCAGCUUUUUAUUUUUCAAGUUUUUCACUAUACAGAUCAUGUCGACAUCUUGUCAAUUAUUUAAUUAGAGUAAGUGGAGAUGUAGGAUCACUGGGAGGUCAGAGAGUAUGUUGUUUUAGCCAGCAAGGUCAAAGGAUAGGUUGUUUAUGUGUGGGUAAUAUAGGAAGUAACCGCAGUUUUGUGUGGAUAUAUUUAAAGACACAGUAGGAGGAAUAAAUAGUGGAAGGAGCCGUGUGGUGACACUGCCAGGUUUAUGGGUAACUUUGCCCCCGAGGAUAACUCUGAACUAAAUCUACAUUUUCUCAAGCCACUGAAAUGAAAGGAAGACAAUGGGUAUGAGAUAUUAAUUUUAUUUGUUUUAGACAGCAUUAUGAAUGUUUUGUAUCUAUGCUCCUCCUAUAUUGCAACGUAGACGCUGUCAUUACUGGAAGCAUUAAAUAUCUUUCAGGUUGGCGCAUUGACGAAUCUUAAAUGGUGCAUUUUGGAUUUUACGACUUUUAACGAACGCUGUUUGAUUUAUUUAACUAUUGAAGAGGUUUUAACUUAUUUUGACGGGGCUUGUUUGGUCCCAUGUUGACUUCAGCCACGUUUUGUACUAAAAGGUGGGGGAAGAGCAGCUAUGAUUUCAGCGGGACAUUUCAGGAGCAGCUGUUGUGACAAAUUCAGUCUUGCUCGCCUCGACUUUGUAUCGGUUGGAACUGUGGGUUGGUACCUCUAUAACAGGAUUAUCAUAUUACUGAUUUGUCUUUGUGAGUGGUUUCAAAGUGCUAUCUUUUUUUUCUUCUUUUUAAGACCUAGAUUGAGCACCUGCCAGUCUGCACAUCUGUGUUUAGCUUUUGGUUUCUUUGACUGAGAUCCACAUAUCCAAAACAACCUUUUAAGUGCCUUUAACUCUUUAUUUUUGUUUUUUUUUGGGACGAAUGAAAAACCGAACCUCCCCAUUGGGACGAUGUUCUUUUAUCAGGUACUCUGCUUAAAUGAUUGUGUGUGUUGGCUGCCCCUCCUUAAUAUCCACACAUAACAAAUCUCUAUUUAUGACCAACUUUCUUUAAAAUUUGAUUCAGGUUGAACUAAAUCUCUAUAAUUUGUUUAAAUGUGUAAAUAUAUAUAUAUAUUGUAUCUGCUUUUUAAGGAUACAAUCCAUUGGUUGUCUUUGGGUGUAUAAAGAUUUUUAACUUUUGUUUUUAAAGCAGGGACUGUUGAAUAUUAUUCUUAUUCUUAUUCUUAAUAGUUUUGCAAAUAAUAAGAAGGAUCAAAUGAUAGAAUAUUGUUUCAGUCUACACUGUCACCUUCUCCAGCCGUAGCAGCUUAGCGGAGUACAUGCCGGAGAAUUGUUGCAAUACUUUUGAAAUAGACAUGUACAAACAAAUAUUUUGAUGUGACGAUAACGUUGUGUCAUAGCUUCAUAAGAUGUAGCGUAAAUUGAUCAAAAUGUGCUAUGAAGCCAAUGCGACCC
Molecule: messenger RNA, 3296 nt
Organism: Anoplopoma fimbria (sablefish)
Lineage: Eukaryota; Metazoa; Chordata; Actinopteri; Perciformes; Anoplopomatidae
Gene: klf5b
Product: Kruppel-like factor 5b
Exons: 4
Coding region: 237-1520 (427 amino acids)
Biological process (GO): regulation of transcription by RNA polymerase II
Molecular function (GO): RNA polymerase II cis-regulatory region sequence-specific DNA binding; DNA-binding transcription factor activity, RNA polymerase II-specific
Source: RefSeq, a predicted model, not a curated record